Alosa alosa (allis shad) is the source of this 1641-nucleotide messenger RNA. RefSeq names its product aminoacyl tRNA synthetase complex interacting multifunctional protein 2 (gene aimp2). Gene Ontology annotation, cellular component: aminoacyl-tRNA synthetase multienzyme complex. The record is from RefSeq and is a predicted model, not a curated record. NCBI's taxonomy places the organism in Eukaryota, Metazoa, Chordata, Actinopteri, Clupeiformes, Clupeidae.
AGGCCUUUUCCCCUUAGCGUUGGCUCCUUGGUAGCAUUUGACACUUUCUAAGGGGAGUGUGUAAUGAUCUAUAUAACGUUUUAAAGUUAUUCCAAGGACAUUUUAUUUUAUAAUUAUUCUGUCUGGGAGUCUUAAAAAUCAUCCGAAGUCAUGUCUAUGUAUCAGGUAAAGCCCAUCACCGGGAGUGACAUAAACGUUGAUUUGCCGACGUGCAUGUACAAGUUACCGAACCUCCAUGCACAGCCUGGCAGUGGCAGCUGCAUCGACAAUGUGCUACAGAAUGGCGAGGUAGACCCAGCCCUGAAGGCUCUGGAGCAGCGUCAGGAUGAUAUCUUGCGCAGACUCUACGAGUUGAAGGCAGCAGUAGACGGACUGGCUAAGACUGUGACCACCCCUGAUGCAGACCUUGAUGCAACAUCUCUCUCAUCGGCUGCCAUGAUGUCUGCGCCUAAAGAAGUGGCACACCUGGACUCAUUAUUGGGAAAGGACCUGGGUGCUCUGCGAGACAUCGUGGUCAAUGCCAAUCCGUCCAGCCCUCCACUGAGCCUGCUGGUACUCCACGGGCUCCUGUGCCAGCGGUACCGCGUGCUGUCCACUGUCCAUGUCCACUCCUCUGUCUCCUCGGUCCCGCCGAAGCUGCUAAACUGCCUGGGGCCACGCCACGCCGACAGCUACACACGCCAGCGCUUCCAGCUGGGCUUCACCCUCAUAUGGAAAGAUGUGCCCAGACUCCAGAUGAAGUUCAGUGUGCCCAACAUGUGCCCCAUCGAGGGCCAGGGCAACGUGGCGCGCUUCCUGUCUCGCCUGGUGGGUCUGGAGCCCCACGACCCGGCGGCCGCCACGAUGUCCGACAGUUGGGUGGACACGGCCUUCUUCCAGCUGGCUGAGGGCAGUGGCAAGGAGCAGGCGGCUGUGCUUCGGGCGCUCAACGCUGCGCUGGGCCGCGGGCCCUGGCUGGCGGCAGAGCUCUCACUGGCCGACGUUGUGUGCGCCUGCUGCCUCCUGCAGACGGGCACCAGUGCCGCCUCGGCCCCCGCCAAUGUCCAGCGCUGGCUCAAGGGGUGCCAGAACCUAGGCCACUUGUCCUGCAUCACCCCACUGCUGUAGUUAUGGUCUCGGGAGGUGUGUAGAUUGUAAAAGGCAUCUUUUAUAAUCUAGUAUAAGGCCUUUAUACACCCUACAUAACUUGGUCAUAAGACUGUAUCUUUUGCUCACAUGUCUACUGUGUUUGACAUCAUGGUUAAUGAUGUUCGUAUGACCGGAGAACUACAAAAGGAAUUAUUUCAUUGAACUCACUACUGUUGACAUUGUUUUUUUACUUUGUUGUGAAGUAGGGUUUAUAAAGGCCUUAUAUAGCUCUUAUGAGGCAGCCCUAAAGAAGUGGACCUUUAGACAGAUACUAUGAAACCCUGAUAACGAGGAGAGCUAUACAAUGCUGUACACACACAUCUUCCCUUUCCACCUUGUGCCUAAUAUGAUGUUGUACUAGAUGUGUGAGCUGCAUUGCUAACAGGUAAAUACAUUUUUAACACAUUUGUAAAUGUGAAGUACUGGACCUACUGAUGUCUACAAGCAGUAUGACAACAUUGGAGACUUACUUUGUGUUUCUGUUGUGUAUUAAAUUUUCCACUUUGGGUCAUA